GCGCCUUUGGCACGAUGCUCGCGUGCGGCGGCUUCGUGCCGCGCACGAUGUGGCGCGCCCCGCUCCUCGCGAGCACCUCCGCCGCCGACUUUUGGGGCCGCCGUUGGAAUCUCCUCAUCCAUGGCCUCUUCCGGCGCACCGUCUUUCGGCCGCUCACGGAGCGAGGGGUGCCGGGGUGGGGCGCGGGCGCGAUCGCCUUUGCCCUCUCCGGCGCCUUCCACGAGUACGCCUUCGCCCUGCAGCAGCCGGCGCAGCGCGCGAGCUUCGGCCGCUGCCUCGCCUUCUUCCUCGCCCAGGCUCCCGCCGUCAGCGCCGAGAAGCGCCUCCGGCGGCUGCUCGGCGUGCCGCCGCCCUUCGACCGAUCGUCGGCCGCGUGCACGCUCGCGUGGACUCUCCUGUUGAUGCCAUUCGCGCCGCUCUUCCUCCACCCGCUCAAGACGUCAGGGACGUUUGCGACCAUUCUGGAGCUGGUGCCGCGGCUGGCGGUGGCGGUGCCUUAGGUGCGCGUCGGAGAUACGUUGAGGGGUUGUACGUCAAGAUAGCACCCCGUUGGUCGGUUGCGUGGUCGGUGAAAUCGCAUCGGUCUCGGACCACGGACG
Molecule: messenger RNA, 599 nt
Organism: Emiliania huxleyi CCMP1516
Lineage: Eukaryota; Haptophyta; Isochrysidales; Noelaerhabdaceae
Exons: 1
Coding region: 15-500 (161 amino acids)
Biological process (GO): lipid metabolic process
Source: RefSeq, a predicted model, not a curated record